Messenger RNA from Acaulospora morrowiae, 1621 nucleotides. Lineage: Eukaryota; Fungi; Glomeromycota; Glomeromycetes; Diversisporales; Acaulosporaceae. The record is from the annotation of a GenBank genome assembly.
AUGGGUAAAGGAAGUCGUUCAAAACGUUCCUCUAACACUCCUGAUAUUUUAAGUAUUGAUCCUUCUGAUACAAAUGAUGGACGAAUUAAUGAAAAAAAACAGCGAUAUGUUUCAAGGCGAAGGGACGACGACCCUGGAUGGGUAGAGGAAGAACCACCAUACUAUUUUCUUUUCACAACUUAUCUUUCAUAUCUAGUUUUAAUUUGCUUUGGUCACCUACGAGAUUUCUUUGGUAAGAGAUUUAGAAGCAAAAAUUAUCAGCACCUAAAGGAACAAAAUGGCUAUGCUCCUCUCAACUCGGAUUUUGAUAAUUUUUACGUUCGUCGCCUCAAACUUCGAAUCAACGAUUGUUUUAAUCGUCCAGUCACUGGUGUACCGGGAAGAAAGAUUACACUUCUUGAGCGCGAAACAAAAGAUUAUUGCAAGACAUUCCAAUUAACCGGGAACACCAGAGAAUGUUUGAACUUGAGUAGUUACAAUUAUCUAGGAUUUGCUCAAGCCGACGGGCCUUGUGCCGACGCAGUUGAACAAACCGUGAGAAAAUAUGGAAUCAGCACGUGUAGUCCUCGAGCCGAAGUUGGCUCAUCGGAUCUUCAUCAGAAGGUGGAAUCCCUUGUGGCACGAUUUGUUGGAAAACAAGCAGCAAUGAUUAUUUCCAUGGGCUACGCCACAAACAGUACAACUCUUCCCGCGCUCGUGUCAAAAGGAUGCCUCAUAAUUUCCGAUGAAUUAAAUCAUAGUUCAAUUGUCUUCGGUAGUCGUCUGUCAGGAGCUUUCAUCCGAGUUUUUAAACAUAACAAUAUGGAUGAUCUAGAAAAUCUGUUAAAAGAAUGUAUUAGUCAGGGUCAACCACGUACGCACCGUCCAUGGAAGAAAAUCCUGUUAAUCGUAGAGGGCAUUUAUUCCAUGGAAGGUAGUAUUUGUAAUUUACCAAAAAUUCUGGAAUUGAAAAGGAAAUAUAAGUUUUACCUAUACGUCGAUGAAGCCCAUAGUAUUGGUGCACUGGGACCACGUGGUCGCGGGGUUUGUGAUUAUUUUGGUGUUAAUCCUAAUGAAGUUGACAUAUUGAUGGGAACAUUCACCAAGUCCUUUGGCGCAGCCGGUGGUUAUAUCGCUGCUAACCAAGAUAUAAUCGAUAAUUUACGGGUUACAAAUCACGCUUCAAUAUAUGCUGAAUCGAUGACUCCCCUAGUCCUUCAGCAAAUAUAUACUUCAAUGUCAAUCAUAAUGGGUGAAGACGGGACAAAUGAAGGUCAAGAACGUUUAGAGCGUUUGGCUUUCAAUGCUCGUUAUCUCAGUGUAAAUCUAAGGCGGUUGGGAUUUAUUAUUUAUGGUGAUCGUGACUCUCCAAUUAUUCCUCUAUUGUUGUUUAAUCCGGCAAAAAUCCCUGCCUUUUCCAGAGAAUGCUUGAAACGAAACAUAGCCGUAGUGGUUGUUGCAUAUCCGGCCACACCAAUGAUUUCUUCGCGUGCUAGAUUUUGUAUAUCCGCCGCACAUACAAGGCAGGACUUGGAUGAAAUACUAAAAGCAUGUAACGAGAUUGGAGAAAUUUUGCAGCUCAAAAUUUCAAAUAACCCCCAAAAAUUAGGUAUUGAAGAGGUAUUAAGAGUCGGUGAGCAGG